This is a messenger RNA of Danio aesculapii, 3089 nucleotides long. RefSeq names its product F-box protein 3 (gene fbxo3). NCBI's taxonomy places the organism in Eukaryota, Metazoa, Chordata, Actinopteri, Cypriniformes, Danionidae. Gene Ontology annotation, molecular function: protein binding. The record is from RefSeq and is a predicted model, not a curated record.
ACCAAGAUGGCAACGUCCAUAGCGCUCAGCUUGGAUAACUUACCGUCUGAUCCCUUACUACUGGUGCUGUCAUUCCUGGACUUCCGUGAUCUUAUCAGCUGCAGUUUUGUAAGUCGUCGUCUCAAUGAGCUGACAGGCCAUAACCCUCUAUGGAAGACUUGUCAGAAACACUGGCUUCUUUCAGAGGCAGACAAAACCCAAAGAGGCCUUUCCUGGAAAGAUCUUUUUCGGGAGUAUUAUGCUGAUCUGGGUCGUUAUUUUGACUACUACAGCACUCUCAAGAAAGCCUGGGAUGAUCUAAAGAACUACCUAAACCAGAAAUGUCCUCGAAUGAUAGCUUCACUUAAAGAAGGAGUAAGGGAGGAUGAGCUGGACACUAUUGAGGCCCAGAUUGGCUGCAAACUGCCUAAUGACUACCGUUGCUCUUAUAGGAUACACAAUGGACAGAAACUAGUGGUCCCUGGGCUGAUGGGCAGCAUGGCUUUGUCCAAUCACUAUCGCUCAGAGGACCUGUUGGAUAUUGAGACAGCAGCGGGAGGGUUUCAGCAGAGGAAGGGUAUGCGGCAGUGUCUUCCACUCACAUUUUGCUUCCACACCGGCCUCAGCCAGUACAUGGCUCUGGAAAGCACAGAGGGACGAACACGCAGUGAGAUCUUCUAUCAGUGCCCGGAUCAACUGGCACAAGAUCCCUCUGCAAUUGACAUGUUCAUUACUGGUGCUAACUUUACUGAGUGGUUUACUUCAUAUGUUGACAAUGUUGUAACAGGCGAAUACCCCAUCAUUCGGGACCAGAUCUUCAGGUAUGUUCAUGAUAAGCGCUGUGUGGCAACCACUGGUGACAUCACUGUAUCAGUCUCUACCUCCUUCCUGCCAGAGCUCAGUUCAGUCCAUCCGCCACACUUUUUCUUCACCUACAGAAUCAGGAUUGAGAUGGCCAAGUCGGCCCUGCCAGAGAAAGCCUGCCAGCUGGACAGUCGCUACUGGAAGAUCACGAACGCAAACGGAAACGUGGAGGAGGUCCGAGGACCUGGCGUUGUGGGUGAGUUUCCAGUGAUGACACCUGGUAAAGUUCACGAGUAUGCCAGCUGCACCACGUUUUCCACUACUUCCGAGUACAUGGAAGGCCACUACACAUUCCACCGGCUCAAGAACAAAGAGGAAGUGUUUGACGUUUCCAUCCCACGAUUCCACAUGGUGUGCCCACCGUUCCGCGAGUCAGUGGUGCGCUCCAGCUCGGUCAGUGAGGUGUCUGCUCCUUAUGAUGAUGAGAAUUCAUCAGACACGGAUGACUACGAGGAGGGAGAAAUGCGUGGCAUGAACAUGGCUGACCCAGGGGGACGCUGUCCUCGGCAUGUCUGAUGCACUUUUUAAGCGUCUCCGGCCAGCAAGCGCCUACAGACACACUCGCACAAACAGGAGAGCAGGAGGACAAAUGGAGCUUUUAGGCCUCCAUUGUUUAUUGUUCAGCGCCUUUGUGCCUGUCACCUCUUGAACGUUUUCUCCCGUUUGUGAGGGCAUGUGUCUGGUUGUGGCGUGUUUGUGUCUGCGCGCGCCCGUGGAUGUGUGAGAUCAUUGUGUGUGUGUGUGUGUGUGUGUGUGUGUGUUUGAUUGAGAGUUUACUGAAUGUGUGUGAGAUUCUGUGAGAUUUGUGUCCUUAUGAUUGGGUUUCACUAUGACCUGCCACUUACCCAAAAGGGAUAGUUCAGCCCAAAAGGGAAAGAUAUUUAGUCUUUCUGUCUUACUUAAGACACAAAAGUAAGAUGCAUUUAAUUGUCAAUGUGUUGCUUUGGAUUUUUAUUGCUUAAAACUAGUUUUUGGAAACAAAACGAUUUGGAACGGACUGGUCAUUUUGGGUGAACUAUCCCUUUAAGACUUUACAAUUGCAGUAAGAGCAUGAUGGGGAAAUAUGACACUGUUAGCAGAAAAGAACGCGCACACUGAAUCGGGAUACACACUGUGUGUGUUUGUACGUAUAUAUUCUCGAUUGUAUACUUCACAAAAAAGGCAAAAAUGAAUCGAUCCCAUUCAUUCUAUCACAAGGCCUCAGGUAUUGCGUAGUAUGUAUGUGCUUGUACAUAGAUGUUUGUGAUUGUGUCAUCUGUAUGGUGGGUUUUGGGGACAGGCUGAACUCCAGACUAUAAGUGAAACUGGUUUAUUCGAUGCUGAGUAAAAAGCACAGUAAUUAGCCAGUUAAAGGGAUAGAUCACUCAAAAAUGAAAAUUACUCACCCUAAAUUGGUGGAGUUUCUUUCUUCUGUUGAGCAUUAAAAUAAAGAUAUUUUGAAGAAAACUGCAACCAAAGACUUCCAUUGUAGGAAAACAAAUACUAUAGAAGUCAAUGGUUACCGGUUUAAAACAUUUUUUUAAAUAUCUUUUUUUGUGUUCAACAGAAGAAAGAAACUCGUAAUAAAUUAAAACAAGUAAAGGGUGAGUAAAUGAUGACAGAAUUUUCAUUUUUGGGUGAACUAUGCCUUAAACGUCUGCCAACCUGCACAAGCAAUCAGUUACCAGUUUGGUCUAGUUCUGGUUUAGCUGUUCAGAGGUGCUGAUGUCCUGUUCUCAGAAGCGCUGGAUGGAUGUCGGCUGAAGGUCAGCUAAGAGCACAUUGGUGUGAAGCAGAUAGUUUUUAGCUCUGAUCAUCGUAAGGGCUGGAGGUUACACAGACUGGUGUGAAUAGUGAGAUAAGAUAAUUUUAUGACAAGUUUAUGGCAUUAUUAUGACAUUUUCUACUUUUUUCCCCUUUAAAAUGCUGUGUAGGCGGUAAACGAUGAGGAAAACAUCUUUGUUGUACAGCUCCAGAUUGAAAUAUAGGCAGACUGCAUUUUUUUUCUUCCUCCUUUCCUGAUAAUGGCAAUGUGAGCUAAUCUUGCCUAAAGAUGUGUAUGAUUUGAGUUUCAUGUUUAUGACUGCAAUUAUAUGUUAUCAACUUUGUAAAAUAAUGCUGUGCAGUGGGAUUUUUCAACAGUUUGCUAUCAUGUUCUCCGUUUAGCCCUACCAAAAGAUUAGUCUCAGAUUAGUUUACUUUUUUGGGUUGUUUAUUUUUUAUGUGUUUUUUUAUUUGGAGUAAAUAAAAAGAUAAUGGUGUAUAAA